AUGGAUAUGCUGCAUUCCGGGACUUAUCCACAAGAGCAGGAAUCGGUGCUGGGCUUGGACCCUUUGUCCAUCUCGUCAGGCAACAUCCAGUCGUCGAUUGUCAAGCCAGGAGAAGGGAUCGAGAACCAGCGGCCUCAUUCAUCAGCAGACUUGAAAGAUGAGUUGACAACGAAGCCAUCUCUGCACCAGCUUCCUCUCCCCACAGCAUCAUUAUUUUCGAACGAUGUCCCAAUCCACCCAUUUGAACAGAAGCCACAGAUCCAAGACCAACUCCACCCUUUCAAGCGCCGUCGUCAUGUCCCCGGUCAUGUUCGGUCGUUCGAGUACCUUAAGAAUGAAAAAUACCAGAGCUAUCGAAGACGUCCGAGGCAGGAUUUCGGUCGCGAUGACAAACCCAUAUGGCCCUUGCACAUUGAGGAUGCUUUUCAAGAGGGUAACUUCACGGUUUUCAUCUUCCCCGUUAUUAUUCUGACCGCGAUAGCAAUCCAAUGCAUCAAACCAAUGGGUCGCAAGAAAUGGUCCCAGGGCGGAAGACUAAACGGCCGCAAUAUGCUCAUUUCAGAAUAUAUCUGGCACAGGACGGGCGAAAGACGCACCCGAAAACAAGUCUCAAGCCACAUCCAAGUGCUUGAUAGGUUUCUGAGGUAUGAACCAGAAUGGGUCCGCCUGAACAAGGUCCCUGGCGAUCAGAAGAAUGGCUCCCAAUCUCAAGCAAAGGGACAUAAAUUCCAUCAUCAUUCCCUAGAGCACAUGGACACAAACCCCCACAAAAUGAUGGGAGGAUUUAACCAGUUGCCGCGGCACCAUCAAGGAUUCGUCAAAGAGGAACCUUGGGAUGACAAUGACACGUUCUCCGACAGCAGCGUCCCCGUCUUUUUCCUGGCGAGCUACUUCGUGCAACAGAUGCAUUUCGAAGCGCGGGUCCUCCCGCCACCCAACGAUUCGAAUCAGAAUCGUACGCUACACCAAUAUACUCAACUAUCAUCCCGCAGGACCAGACCAAAAUCACUCCCUCUCGACACACUCGAUAACUGGCGUGAAUCGUUUCCAAGGCUGCACAUGACAAUAGAAGAACUCUGCACGUCGAACCCGUGCGAGAUCAUCCUGCUGAAUUCUGCGUUUCACUUGAUGGACGACUUCCCCCCCAGACACUCCAAACUCGGAAUCACCCUAGACCUUGAUUUCCAGUGCCACGACUGGCCGGAAAUGCAACAUGACCGAGAAGCCAAGCGCUGGACAGUUGCCACGCAUAUAUACCAGAAGGGUGCGCUCCUGGUCCCGCCUAGUCACGAGGAAUGCUAUGGCUCGGCAGAAGGCCUGGUUAAGCCUUUCUUCCAAUCGGCCUGGUGGGCGUCCACGCUCACGGCGCUGACGGACGAGAAGAAGAUGGCCAAAGACUCCAAGGACUCUGCGGCGAUAAAGCUGGCAAAUGACCGCUCUCGCGAGUUCUUCGCCGGUCUGACGAUCAUGCAGGAAAUCUUUGCAUUGAGGUACACCAUUGGCGAGAACUUGAAUACAAAAAAGCAGAAGCCUCGAAGAGCGGCGAUAUUGCUGUGGAAGUUCACGCAGGCGGCGCCCUCUUCGGCGGCGAGUACGACGUGGCAGCCUCUCACGCUACCAGAACCUGUAGGUGAGCCGAAUGGUAAUAGUCCGAAGAUGUCUGCGUCCGCUAUGGAAUUACCUGCCCUGCCGAUGGAUACCAUGGUCGAUUACGUUGAAUCUAUCGAGGACGACAGUGCCUCGCACCUUCACCAAGAAUUUACUUUCGACAUGCUCCCAUUGGCAAUGGACCAGGAGCUCUGCCAAGAUGGUCAUAUGGCAUUCCAUUAUCCGCACACGACACAAGUCGACCAAACGGAAUCUUCCUUCCAUAUCCCGAUGGCGCACGAAUACAUGGCGAACAAUAACUUCAGUCCUGCACAGGGUAUCUUCGGCUUCUCACAUGCUGACCACCAUCCAAUGACGGCAUCCCAUGCCGUCGAAUCUGGGAAUAUCUUUGAACUUCCUCAGCUAUCCGGACAGGACGGAGGAGACCACAGCCUGAAGUAUGCCAACCAAGGCUCACUGGACGCAGACUGUUGCAGUACCGGCCAGAUUCUGCAAACGCAUCAAGCACUGCAGGAUCACCUAGGCCAAGAUGAAUCCCUGAACACAGCAUCGUCCCAAUCAUCGUUUCUCAAGCCAGAGGCAGACAGCCAGUCUGACAAGCCAGAGCUCCAGCAUUGGGAUCAUUUGAGUCAGGAGGAUAUCCACGUUCUGCAGUUUCUUGCCGAUGAUCAGCAGCGGAAGAGGAAGAGGAGCAUGGAUAAGCCCUGGCCACAGCUAGCAGAGGACGAGGAAGUUUUAAAGAUCGCAUUGCUCGCUGCUUCGGGGGAUUCUGAACGUCGCCUGCAAGCACCUGGUGGACUCGGCUAUCGCCAUCAGGCGCAAGAGCGUCACGAAGCUGAACCUCACUGGAUGUCCCCACUGGCCAUUCGUCCACCUAUCCAGACACAUCACAGCUUUCAUGUGCUGAGCCGUACGGUAUCAGACUCCGAGGCCGGUCAUACUGACACCUUCCAGCACACCCACGACAUGGCAGAUGAGGCGUCAUGCGUGGACACUUACAUUGCAGGACAAGAUGAGCACCCGUUCUCUGCGAACUUUCUGGCAGGCAAUCCGGAACUUGAGGGUAAUUUUGGCGGUCGAGGGUUGCCACGCGCACACAGCGAGUCUGAUUUAUAUGUUCACGUUGGCGGUUUUUUAUUGCCAGGCACGGUACCUCCGCUCCCCACAUACACUCUCGGCGCGGAAGAGUCAACGCCUAGUCUGCAUGCGCUUGCUGGCGACGGGAACGAUGGUGAGGUUUCGGUAGUAGCAAUGUCUGCGGACCUGAAUAUUCCCGUACGAUCCCAGCCCCAGCCUAUCGAGGAGAACGGUCUGGGAGGUAGCUUCGUCGAUGUGUUUGGAAACGAGGCACAAGAAUAGACGUUCCGGGCUGAUGUCGCCGGUGUGAUAGUAGGGGUUGCAGUGAAGCCGGCGACUUUAUGUGAUGCGAGGAUGGAACGUUCUGCUUUGAUAUCGAGGCAAAUGGUACCAAUAAGGCGUCUUGG
Molecule: messenger RNA, 3092 nt
Organism: Exophiala xenobiotica
Lineage: Eukaryota; Fungi; Ascomycota; Eurotiomycetes; Chaetothyriales; Herpotrichiellaceae
Exons: 2
Coding region: 1-2967 (988 amino acids)
Biological process (GO): regulation of transcription by RNA polymerase II
Cellular component (GO): transcription regulator complex
Molecular function (GO): RNA polymerase II cis-regulatory region sequence-specific DNA binding; DNA-binding transcription factor activity, RNA polymerase II-specific
Source: RefSeq, a predicted model, not a curated record